This is a messenger RNA of Sporisorium graminicola, 3024 nucleotides long. RefSeq lists its product as uncharacterized. Gene Ontology annotation, biological process: DNA-templated transcription; regulation of DNA-templated transcription. Gene Ontology annotation, molecular function: DNA binding; DNA-binding transcription factor activity, RNA polymerase II-specific; zinc ion binding. Bases 1 to 3024 code for a protein of 1007 amino acids. The transcript has a single exon. The record is from RefSeq and is a predicted model, not a curated record. NCBI's taxonomy places the organism in Eukaryota, Fungi, Basidiomycota, Ustilaginomycetes, Ustilaginales, Ustilaginaceae.
AUGGCGCUCGGCGUGGACGCACUGCCCGUGACCGUGGCACCCCAGUCGCUCGUCAAAGGUCACAAGGAGCGCUCCUGGACCGAGCCUGCUGACGAGGCAGCUCAGUGCCUCGUUUCCAUGUCGGCCGUUCACAACUCCCUCGGCAGCAGCACCAUUGCUCAAACCGGAAGCAGCGUGGCCACCUCAGCAAGCACAGGCGCAGCAUCCACAUCGCCUUCUCCUCGGCCACCGCCGGCUCGUGCACCACACAGCAAGCCGGACCGACUAUCUCUAGCGUGUGACAUCUGUCGGAAGCGCAAGGUACGAUGCGAUGCGCGUCAGCCCAAGUGCACCAACUGCGUACGUCGUGGUGAUGUCUGCGUAACCUCGGACCCAAGACGGGCAGGUGCACCCGUCACAACACGAAAGAAAACCACUCGGCGUCACACAGGGCCGCCAGUCAUCUCGAGCAGGGACCGCCUGCUAGACCGCGAGGCUCAACAGCACGGUCAGCGUGACUCGCUCUCGCAAGCACGCCGUGACAGCCUACUCGGUCACUCCGCACUUGAAUCGGACUCUGACGACAGCAAAGAUGACCCACAAGACCAAGGAGGAGAUGGCGAUCACACGUUCAGUGCAGACCUCGAUCCUAGUCUCAAUGAUCAUGCAUUUGCGCGUCCUCGGAUGCCCUCGCAGUCCGCCUCUGAUAUCUCUGUUCCCUUGGCCUCGGCGCAGCAGCACCGUCAACCCGAGCAAGCAGAUUUCUCAUCGCAGCAACAGCAAUGGCUAGCCCAGACUCACUCACAAUUGCUUCAGACAUUACCCAUCGAUGUUGCUUCCGGAAGCAGCCCAGCCUCUGUUGGGUCCAGUACACAUCUCAAACGCACAUCCAGCACCGCAUCGCAGGUCCGGAACCGCAAUAGAAACAACAGCAGUAGCAACCGUCGAGACACCGAGCUUCCCACUUGGGUGUCGCGAGCCUACAAAGAGGUUUCGGCAGAGCAAGCACCCAACAUUGACCAAGCUCAAACAACAGACCAUGAUGACAUGCAAUCUCAGCACAACGACGCUGAUGCAGCAACCCCCGACGUGGUCAUCAACACAAAUGGCUCACCCAACAAAUUCAAGGUGUGGGGCGGUAGCAGCCUUCAAUACCUGUUCAAGUUCACCGAUGUCUGCCUGGCCGGCUACGGGUUCGAUGCAACUGCUCCGCUCUUUCGGCACGGUAUGACGCAGAGUGAUGAGUUUGACAUGCCCUUGUUUCCGACGCUGCCAAACCUUCCAUCGCGAUCGGUCGUGUCGCGUUGCGUCGAUGCCUUCUUUCAACGCAUCUGGCCCAUCUUUCCUGCUAUCGACCGUGACUCAGUGCAAGCCGAUGUCGACUCGUUCCUUUCCCUCCAAGAGGGCGGCGACAUGCUGCCUACAUCUACGCAGCAGAGAAGAACCGGACUGCAAGAUCGGAUCCAAGCAAGCCACGCACCCUGUCUCGCUACCAUCUACGGCAUCAUUUGCCUUGGCAUCAACGAGACGGCUCCCCGGGAUUCGAGCUCACCUUCGCCGUCCGGCCACAGCACUGCAAUGACCUACUUGACAGGAUGCUACAGCCUGCACGCCCAUCUGACUGCCAUACCGUACCAAUCGAGCGUACAGGCACUAUUUCUACUCGCCCUCAGUCUUCGAGCUUGUGGCAAAGACGGUCAGUCGUGGUACAUCUUGGGGCUUGCCCUUCGACUCGCAAUGUCUCUAGGUCUACACAAGAGCGUUGAAGCAUCCCAAAACCAAGAUUCGCAGCUCCAGGGCUCUUGCAGCCUCCGACGUCGUCUGUGGUGGUCGUGCUGUUCUCUAGAACGGCUGAUACAGCUUGAGUGUGGCCGACCCUCUAGCAUCGGCUCGACGCAUGACUACGGGUCGGUAGAGGAGGACCUCAGCAUCCGCUUGCCAGGGUUCGGACCUUGGCAACCGGAUCCCCCGCAUUCCGGGUCCGACAGUCACGAAAGCUCGCCGCCCACCAAUGACGAUUGCAGCGAGGAGAGUAGCAGUCAGCACGACACGGGUCGGCUGUUUGCAGCCUGGGUCUCGCUGUCCGCGAUCAUGGGCCACAUUUCGGACCGGUUCUACAACCACCGGUUUGGGCAUGCGAUCGAGCUGCUCGGCGAGACGGCACGCCUCGCGCAUUGCCUCAAGAGGUGGGAGGCUGCGCUGCCCGAGGCGCUGAAGCCGCAGAACAGCUCUUACGGUGCAUCGUUCGGUAACAUGGAGGUCGCGAUUGCGUUUUUGGCGCAGCAGUACUACCACGCAAAGAUGGCUGUACUCCGUAUCGCCAUUCUGUUCCCGCAAGAGAGUUUCCAGAAAGAGGUCCAGCUGCGUUCGCUCGAGCUGGCUGAGAUCCGGCAGCUGUCCGGUGCCGCUUCGCAGUGUGUGAGUGCAGCCCGCAGCUUGAUCAUGCUGACGCUGCAACUCGCAGACGCAGGCAUCCAUUCGAGUCUGAUCGGGGCCCAGCAGACGUUCUUGUCCAGCAUCGUGCUUGCACUCAGCAUCUUGCGCAGUCCACGUAGCCGGCUCGUCGGCUCGGACGUCGAACUGCUCACAGAGGCGACGAGCUUCGUCGAGGCCGGCUACAAAACCUGGGGUUACCCAUCUACCUACCUGGCCAUCCUGUCAUGUCUCCGAGAGCGGACCGCUGCGGUCUCGAAAGGACAUGUCCAGCUAGCAAAACCGUCGCGGCCGGCUGCGAUACAGUAUGAAGCGCAGCGUCGAAGAACGAGCUCCACCUUUCUCCCGCACUCACUUUCCACUCCAGCUGGCCACAGCAACGACCACCUACCGCGGGAGCAGGCAAAUGGGGACAACGCAGAAUCCUGCCACGCUCGCUCAGCACAGGCUAGUGCAAUCUCAUCUCUUGGAUCGUCAGUCGCGAUCGACAGCGUCAGCGAUGCAGGCCCGAGCAGCUUAUUCCCGUUCAACACCGAGAGCGGCUUGGAAGCGUUCACCAGUAUGGAGUUUGACGACUUUUGGGACAUCCUCAAGGCCGAUAUCUUCACGUAG